Molecule: messenger RNA, 1338 nt
Organism: Durusdinium trenchii
Lineage: Eukaryota; Dinophyceae; Suessiales; Symbiodiniaceae
Source: the annotation of a GenBank genome assembly
AUGAUUGAUGACAACAAGAUGACGCACGCCUCAGACUUCAUUUCUUUUUUAAAACAAACUUGUGGUUUCUGUUUUCUUUUGUUGUUUCAUCUGCUCUGCAAACAAUUUUCGCAACGACCAGCUACUCCAGCCUUCACGCGCUGCAGAGGGGCUCAAAGCGAAGGGAAGGACGGUCGGGGGCGCGAAGUCCACGGCCAGGUUUUUGGCCUCGCGAUGGCGCUCAAGAUCACAUGCCGACCACUCAAGGGCGAUAUGUUUGUGGUGGAGGUGAACGAAGAGGCCACGGUGGCUGAUCUCAAAACGUCCAUCUGCGAGAAGCAUUCGGAGAUGUUGGUGGAGCAACAGAAGCUCAUCCACCAAGGGAAGAUCCUGGAUGAUAAGACCUUGGUCAAGGACGUGGGCAUCAAGGAGGGCGAGUUUGUGGUCGUGAUGGUCGCCAAGGCCAAGCCUCCGGCCACCCCUGCACCCGCAGCCACCCCUGCACCGGCGGCCACGCCGAGCCCGGCACCAGCAGCAGGCACACCAGCCCCUGCGCCCGGGGUCAACACUGGAGCGGCCGCGGCCGCCACAGUGGUGAGCGGCGCCGCGGCCGAGUCGACGGUGCAGCAGCUGAUGGAGAUGGGCUUCGAGCGAGCACAAGUGGAGCGCUGCCUCCAGGCGGCCUUCGGAAAUCCUGACCGGGCGGUGGAGUACCUCAUGAGUGGCAUCCCCGCGGGGCUGAUGGCAGAGGAACCUGCAGCUGGUGCGCCAGCGGGUGGUGAUGUGCCAAUGGAAGGAGGCGGAGGUGGAGGCGGUGGCCCCGCCAUGACUGGAGCCUUCCCGGCGAUGCCACCGCCCGGUGCUGGCGGUGGGGGAGGCGGAGAUGGCGGCGGCGGCGGCGCCACAGUGGCCGAGUUGGAAGAGCUGCGAAACCAUCCGCGCUUUGGCGAGCUGGCGGCAGCUGUGGCCGCCAACCCCCAGAUGCUUCCAGAUAUCUUGAUGGCCUUGGGGCAAUCGAAUCCUGGGCUAGUGCAAGUGAUCCGAGAAAAUCCAGAAGCUUUCAUGAGACUGCUCUCUGGCGCCGUUCCCGGCGGCGGUGGCGCGCCGCAAGAUCCCGUGGCAGCUAUGCUCGCUGCCGCCCAGGGGGGCGGUGGGGGCGGUGGGGGCGGUGGCGGCCCUCCUCCUGGGCAGCAGGUGGUGCGGUUGACUCCAGAAGAGGGCGAAGCUGUUCAGAGGCUCAUUGAGCUGGGCUUCGAUAGAUCGAUGGCCGUUCAAGCGUAUCUGGCCGGGACGCCCUGGAUCGACUCUGUCCCGCGCAGCCCUGCAGAUUGGACCCUGAACACCACCCAGGUGGUAUAG